Messenger RNA from Megalops cyprinoides (Indo-Pacific tarpon), 7490 nucleotides. Its product is annotated as interferon-induced very large GTPase 1-like. The record is from RefSeq and is a predicted model, not a curated record. The transcript is spliced from 5 exons. Lineage: Eukaryota; Metazoa; Chordata; Actinopteri; Elopiformes; Megalopidae. Gene Ontology annotation, molecular function: GTP binding. Bases 752 to 7264 code for a protein of 2170 amino acids.
GCCUAUGAUGCUAGGUAGCUGGGUUUACAUUAAAAUAAUGUUUUCACUUUGUCUGCUACUCACUGUGAUGGUGCAGUUCACUAAGCAAGCGAUUUUCAAUAAUAGUGCAUGGUUGUCAGGAAAUAAAGACACUUCAUCACAGUAAAAAUAACUGAUAAAUGUGGUUCUACUUAAACAGUCACUAGAAUCAAAGGUCCCCCCACCAGCAUGCAAUCCUACCCAGAGUAAAGGGAACUUACAGUUGCACAGAUAAAGUACAAAGGCAAUUGCUCCCUCUAACACCCCUCCAGUUGUUCAUCGCAGGGAAACAGAGGCCUUAGGGACAACUCCCAUUGGUUGUGGAUAUCUAAGACUUUUGCUGGAACACCUCAGUGCUCAGAAGCUCAAAUCACAGUGUCCCUUGCCAACUCUGGAGGAAGCUGCUGCUGCACCAUCCUGCUUGCCUCUCCAGCAGCCUGUGGACCUGCCGACAGGCAUGGGUCCAGUGGACAAGAAGGUUGUCGUGGAAGACAAAUUAUUCACAGAUAUUCAUAUUGAACUUUAGAACUGAGGAUUUUCUAAGAUUAAUUGAAUAUCAUACAUUUGAAUCCUCAGUUAUUUUUUGACAGUGGAGGAUUUAAAGCUGUAGACACACAUGGAAUAAAAUCUUCAGAAACCGUUCACUAAUAAGGACAUAACAGUAACAGUUGGAAGAACCAGUUUGACUGAAGACUGAAUCGCAUAGGGUACAUCAAAAGUGACUAAAAACAGAAUGGAGUCCUUAAGGAAAUCUCAAGAACAGGUACAACAGGGUCUAAAUGAGCUUGAAAACUUAUAUAAAGAGGGCAAAGAUCGAAAUGAUGCAGUGGUGAAAGGCUUUGAAGAGAAGGUUCGUGUGGCUCUCGAUGUCCCAAAGGAAAGCUGGGCUCCUCCUGGUCAAUCUCUGAAGGAUCUAAUACAACAUUUGCAUGGACAGCUGGAAAUUUUGCAGAGUGCCUCACUCUCUCCUGAGACGAUUUCAGAUGUGCAGGUCUUGAAAAAUGCAUCUGGUGGUCUGGCGUUAGAAGGUUUUUACAGAACCCAAAAUCUGGAGGACUUGUUGGCAAAAAGAGAGCAGCUCAUUGAGGUCCCCCUGUCAUUUUCACUCAUUGGCCCAAAACAAAGUGCCAUGUAUGAGCAGAAAGAAUUUUCAUCCCACAGAUCUCAAACAGUUCAUCAGAAAGUCAUGGAGAAGCUGGGCUUCAGUUUCAGCAGCUCAUUGAAUGUUGGAUUAUGGGGCUUUGGCAUUAGAAAUACAACCGAAAGAAAUGAAUCAAGUGAGACAGAAGAAACAAGAACUCAGUCAUGUGAACAGUCUUCCAUCUUCAGCACAAAAUACAACUACAUUCCACUGGCAUCCUGUUUUAUUGAAAAGGAUAAACUGAAGCUUUCACAAGGAGCAAUUAAGGCCCUUCAAGAAAUUGAAACUAUCCUUUCACAUUCUGGUGAGAACAUGGCACUAAGGAACAGAGUCAGCAGUUUUUAUGAGAGAUUUGGCUCCCAUGCAAACCAGGGCCCGAUACACUUUGGGGGAGUUUUCUGGUGGACUGCUUCUGCAGAAGGCUUUAGAAGUGAUGAACUGUCAGAGAUGAAGAAGCUGACAUCUAAAGCUCUGAACAUUCACGUCGGAGCGGGAUACACUACACCUAUUGUCAGUGUCUCUGCUGGAUUGAGCAUCUCUUCCUCAGAGGUGAAAGGAUCUUCUACUGGAAGACACAGUGAAACCUUGAUGAGUAAAGUGCAGCUGUCAGUCAGUAAAACUGGUGGUCCGGCUGAGACUGAUAAUCACUUGCAGUGGAAGUCUCAUCUUGUCACUAGUAACAGAACCUGGAGCGUUGUUGACAGAGGAACAACUUUAAUUCCUGUCUGGGAAAUCAUCAUGUCUGCUCACAAAAAUGAUUUCCAAGAUGCUCUCAGUUUAGGCACCAAAUUAAAGAAUGUUUAUGAAGAUAUCACUAAGUUAAAUGAGGACGAACUGUGGGGAGAAGAUGUCCUUAUGGAAAUAGAAAGAGCAAAAGCACUGAUUCAGUCAGUACAGAAUUGGACUGCCUCAGACUGUGAAUCCCAAUUAACAGAAUUAUUGGAAUUCAAAACCAGGCUAUAUGAGACAACAGGAUCCUACAACAUCUGGAUUCAAACCUGUCUCUCAAGUCCAGAGCUUCAAGAUUAUUUGAUGGAAGUGGUUAGAGAAAACAAUCAUUCCACAGCUGGAUAUUUGAGAAUUUUGAUGCGCUGUUUGUUGGACCCUGGUCUGUACACAGUUAAAAACUUCAGGCAUAGAGCAGAAAUCAUGAAGUGGGUGUACCUAUCUGAGGAAGACACGUACAAAGACAUUUCUGUGUCAGAAUUCUCAGAGCUAGCCAACAUCCUGCAGCAUGCUAAAGAAGAACUAGAAGACAGAUAUGCCUUCAGGUCUGCUGAACUGGGACAUAGUUCCAAAAUGGAUGACAAAAAUGCAGAGUCAAAUAAAACGGACGUAGAACUGGACAGCUUAUUAGCAAAGCAUGUGCCAUCUUUAUCUGAGAUUCAACACACGAAUGAACAGAAUAUACCAGUGGAUGAAAGUAAGGGUGAGAAAACUGGCAGCUUUAUGAAUUUGCUCCAAAAGCUGGGUCUAAGUAAGUGCUAUCCCCAGAAGAUGACAAAAGCAGAUGUUCUGGUCAUAGACAGACUAUCUCUGAAUGUGAAUCAACCAAAAGAAGAGAAGGAACUGAACUCUCAUUACCUCUACAAACUGAUGAUGUUAGACUAUAGAGCUAGAUAUCUGUUUAUAAAACCUGAGGCAACUAUCAUGGCUGCCGAGAAUGAUGAAGCAACUGUUGAUGAAAAUGAUGAUUUUUUUACCUUUGAUGAGACAUCCAUCCCGGAGGUGAGCAGCAAACAGGCACACAUUCAUCCAAUGGAUGUUCACAUGGCCAUUUUCCACUGUGCCAAUGACUUUUUGCGACAGUACCUUUUUUCAAAACUCUCCACCUGUCAGUUUGCUCUACCUUUCUUAGUGCCAAGCCCCUGCACAGGGGAGGUGGAAUUCCCCCUCUGGGCACUUCGACACAUCAGUAAAUCAUGGCAAAGCAAAAAACACGGUACAUCUGACAGUUCUGGAAAGUGCAAUAUAAAGCAAAUGUUCAAUACACCAGUGCCAAUUGUUUCCUUCAUUAGAUUAGGAGCGUCUUCCAACUCCAAGGCCCAGAUAUUGAAUGGUGUCAUUAGCAAACAGAGGCACCAUGUGUUUUACCACCGUCAUUGCAAAGGCAGCACUCCAGACAGCCUGCUCAUGAAUGGAGUUGUGGAGAUUGCAUGGUACUGUCCAGGAGGAAAGGAAGAUGACAUUUUUGAUGACUGUGUGGCUUUUCUGAACCUUCAUGGUGAUGCAGCAGAACAACCAAAACAACUUGAAUUUCUGCAGGCAGUAAGCACUGUCAUUGUGCUUCUACUUUCGGAACAUCCUUUGGGUGACGGGGCUAAAGUAAUUUCCCAGAAACUCUCCAAGUCUCCUGUCCCUUUGAUUUGCCUUUUCUCAGGACAGGAGAAAGUUCAGCCUUCUAAAAAUCUAACGAAAGUGAGACUUGCUGCGAAGAAGAGAAACGAAGCUGAGCUCACUGAUGAGCUGAUUUCAAGCAUCAAACAGUGCAUUGGUGCAUAUGAAAAGACCGGAAGCCUUGAAACAUGUUCUGAAGUUGCAAGAAAACAACAGUUCAGAGUAGAUGAAGAUAAGCAAUCAUGUCAAGAUGGAUGUGAACAGGCCCAGACAUUAAGGUGCCUAUUGAGUGAGGGACACUUACCAACUCUCAAGGAGAGGCUUUUGCCUUUGCAAGGUGAAUUGUGGCAUGCCUGGUGCAGGAAAAACAAAGAACAGUAUCGCUUACAGUGCAAAGCACAGACAAGCAUUGAACAGCAGCUGAGUACAAUCUCAGCUGAGAUGGACAAAAUCCGACAGAGACAGCUGAACACAGCCACUCCUCUUAAUGACUUCCUGAGAUCAUUUUUAGACUGCCUGACAUCACCUGUUCAUUCCCAUGAUACAACUCUGUACAUGCUACAGUGGCUAAGAAUUCUCCUUGAUGACCUCACCGCUGGUGUGAUUGCAGGGCUGGAGGGGGAGUAUCACUCAACAUGGACACAAAUGAGGCGCAUUCCCAAAGACAAAGCAAAAUCAGUGGACACAGAGAAACUGCGAACAAAACUUAAUGAUAUAUCUGACAAAAUGGCUGCUAGUACAAUUGGUCUUCAGCAUCUUAUGAGAGAGGUUGGGCAGCUCUAUGAAGCAAUUGCUGCACCUAAAAAUGUCACACAAAAUGACAAUAAUCUUCCUGCAAUUGGUGUGGAAAUGCUGGUAUCUGGGUAUCCACUUGAACUAAUGGAUGGAGAUGCUGCCCAUGUGCCUUUAGAUUGGAUUAAAGCUGUUCUGGAUGAACUCAUUAGAAAAGUUGGAGACAAAAAGGUGUUUGUGCUGUCCAUUCUAGGGAUUCAAAGCUCUGGGAAAUCCACAAUGCUGAACACCAUGUUUGGCCUUCAGUUUACUGUGAGUGCAGGGAGGUGUACACGUGGUGCCUUCAUGCAGCUAUUAAAGGUGGACCCCAGCAUUGUGAAUGAGCUUGGAUAUGACUUUGUCCUCAUUGUGGACACAGAGGGACUUCGAUCACCAGAGAUCAGUAACAGUUCAUCACUGAGCCAUGACAAUGAGCUGGCCACUUUCAUCAUUGGAAUCGGCGACAUAACCGUCAUCAACAUAAUGGGAGAGAACCCGUCCGAGAUGCAUGAGAUCCUUCAGAUUUGUGUCCAGGCUUUCUUGAGAAUGAAGAAAGUUAAAAUCGCACCUAGUUGCGUUUUUGUGCACCAGAAUGUUGCAGAAGCAUCGGCUGGAGACAAAAACAUGGAGGGGAAGAGACGUCUCCUGGAGAAACUGGAUGAUAUGGCUCGAAUAGCAGCACAGGAAGAGAAUGUCGAUGGCAUUAACAGCUUCAGUGAUGUAAUACAGUUUGACUUGGAAACCCAGGUGUUCUACUUCAAAAAUCUUCUUGAGGGAGACCCACCCAUGGCUCCUCCAAACCCCUCAUACAGCCAGAAUGUUCAGGGGCUGAAGACAAAGCUGCUGACAAUUGCAGAGUGGCAGAAGGACUUCCAGUUUUCCUCAUUUUCAAAAUUCAAAUCGCGAGUCAGUGAUCUUUGGAAUGCUCUUUUACAGGAAAACUUUGUUUUCAGCUUCAGAAACACAAUAGAAGUGAUGGUGUACAGUGCUCUGGAGGAGAAGUAUGCCGCAUGGUCAUGGAGACUUAGAAAGCAUGCGCUGGAGAUGCAGAGCAAAUUGCACAAUCAAAUUGGCAGCAACAUAAUUCAGGAUGUGAAUGGAGCAGAUCUGACAGAGAAAUUUGACCAAGUGUACAAUCCACUGAAAAGUGAGAUUGAGAAGUAUUUCAAAGAAGACAAAAACAAAGAGACCCUCAUAAAGUGGAGGGCAAGCGUUGACAAACGCUUUGAAAGCCUGAAGCAUGAUCUCAUUGAAGGGACUCUAAAGAAAUGCAAAGAAUUAAUUACCUCCAAGAAAAACAGAUCAGAACUGGACCACAAAAAAAUUGAGUAUGAGAAUGAAUUGGUGGUAAAGAGUAAAGCCCUGGCAUCCACACUAAAGGGUCAGCGUCUCACUGAUAAGCAAGUGGAGGACAAGUUUGAUACACUCUGGGUUGAAUGGAUAGCUGAUGUGGCCAAAGCGCAGCCACCCGAGGAGCACAUUAAUGUCAAAGCCGUAGUAGAGACAGUCCUCCGAGAACACUUCAAAAAACAGCCGAACAUUAUUGAGAAAAUAAAAGGUGAACAUGGAAAGUUUGAAUUUAACAAGAAAAAACAUAUAUCCCAGAGCACAUGGGAGUGGCUCAAAUCAUUAGGAAGGGGCAGUGUGGGGCAUGAUGCUGAUACACUCAAACAACAAGUGAAUCAGACAGUCAAUGCAUACAUCAUGACAAAAGAGGACGAAAACAAGGACUUUGAUGAGAACUUGAUGUAUGAAAUAUUAUCAUGUAUUGGAAAAAAUGUUGAUGAAUUUCAGAAUUCCACAGGUGAUCUGAAGUUCACAAAUGAAUUCAAGCUGGACUUGUCUAUCCAUCUUUGUAUCAAAUCUAUUUGGAGAUUUGAGAAAAUGCAUAAAGCCUUCAGGACUGCAAACAAUCCACUGACAUAUCUGCAAAGCCAAAGAGACAAGUAUCUCCAGACUUUCAAAAACUAUUGCAAAGGAGCAAGUUCUGUGACAAUAUUUGUUGAUUAUCUGUGUAAACACAUCAAACCAGAAGUCCUGAAAUCGGGCACUGUUAGAACCGGUCGGAGAAUUGCAAAUGAAUUGAAAUCCAACAACCCAGCUUUCAACAGCAACAGAUCAAAUCUUGAAAAUCACAUACUGAAACAACUGGUAACUAAGAAGAACUUCAGCUUGUAUGAGGAAUACAUUGACCAUCCAAAGAGUUACUUUCAAAGAUUUAUCCAUGAACAGGUGGAUACAUUUUGUGGAGAUUCAGUACAGCUGGGCAAAAUUCAAGAGGAAAUUCUGGAAGCCUUAAAAAAUGAGAUUUUACUGGCAAGCACAGCAGUUACUGAGGAAGUGGAUGAACGAAAAGGCAACGCAUCCAUGUGGCUUGACCAGUUCUGUCAAACCGUUGGAGAACACAUAGUAAUAAAUAGAGAAGAACUAAAAAGCAUUGAAGAUGAAGAAAUUAAAGACCUACAGUUUCUCAAAAACAGGAUGGCCAUAUCUCUGGAAGACAUGGUGAAGAACGAAAAGAGAAUUGAUUCAGUGGCCUUGAAACAGAAAGCCACAGAAAUUCUGUGUGAGCAGCUUCAGGGGUGUUGGGCCCAAUGUCCUUUCUGCAAAGCCAUCUGCACAAACACCAUCCCUAACCAUGGUGGAGAGCACAGUGUGAGGUUUCAUCGGUCCAAUGCCUUGGGUGGCUGGCACAUUGUGAACACAGACAAUUUUGCCAUUGAUUUCUGUACCACUUUAGUGAGCAGUGAUUCAAGUUUCAGAGGUCAUGGAAUGAGUAAUUGGGUCCCCUACAAGACCUACAGAGAUGCUGGAGAUCCUUACAAUACAUGGAACAUCACUGCUGAUGGUAGUACUCAGCACUACUGGAAAUGGUUCAUCUGCAAGUUUCAGACACAGUGGGAGGGAAAAUGCGGAUACAGAUUUGCUGGUGAUGGUAAAAUCCCUGAGGAAUGGAAAAAAAUCACAGAAGACUCUGUGUUGAAAGAGUUAAAGUAAAUGUUUCCCUGAGUUUGGAGGAAAAUUGUACAACGAGCACAGGACAAAGAAUAUACAGUGUUAGACCUUUUAAAUCCAAAUAAAUGUAGUUUAUUCAUUUUCAGUAGUGAAGGUAUGAAAAUUAUAUAAAUAAUCUAAUUAUGUACCUGCAGAUUAAAAUAUUUGGUGAUUUUCUGAUGCUUAAUAUAUUCUUGCUUGUAUUCAUGCAUGCCUGUUGAAACUGGUG